Molecule: messenger RNA, 1473 nt
Organism: Cooperia oncophora
Lineage: Eukaryota; Metazoa; Nematoda; Chromadorea; Rhabditida; Trichostrongylidae
Source: the annotation of a GenBank genome assembly
AUGUCACCUGGAGCUAGAUCGGAUGUGGGUUCCAUUGAUUCUAAUCCCGGAUCCGAAUACGCUAAUGUGCCUUCUGUGAGACAUUUGAACGGCCACGCAGAAACCUCAUUUGUUGGAUCUGGGAAUGCUCGUCGGGUUGUGCAAUACCAUUUCACCAACUGGAACGAUUACAAGGCUCCAGAAUGUUCCACGGGCUUGUUGCGUUUCCUACACCGCCUCCGUGCAUUGCCAGAGUUUGAAGACUACCCAGUCGUGAUCCAUUGCAGGUCAAUUUUACUCAUAUUUUACCAGUUCUUCUGUCACGAAUAUCUUCAGUUUGUGGGGCAAAGUUGUUGUUUUAGCGCUGGUGUCGGGCGAACAGGAACGUUCAUUGCCAUCGAUAGCAUGCUAGAUCAAUGCGCCGCAGAAGGCAAGGUCGACAUUUUUGAUUGUGUGUCCGAACUGCGGAAACAGCGCAACCUUAUGGUUCAGUCGCAGGAACAGUAUGUGUUCAUUUAUAAAGCGUUGGCAGAAUGGCAUCUAUUCGGUCAUACGGACAUGGACGUCGAACAGCUUUUAGAGCAUUAUCAGACGUUGAUUGAUCCAGGCAUGAGGGAUCGGGCUCCGUCAUUCAGUGGCAUUACUAAGCUAGUUGUGCGAUCCGAUGCUGCACCUGCUACUGGUAUGGAAGCGGAGUUCAGGAAAUUGGAGCGUAGCUUGGAAACUCCAGCCAAGUGCUCAUUUGCCGCCAAAGAAGAUAACAUAAUGAAAAACCGCUUUGACUCGGCCGUACCAUAUGAUCGAAAUCGGAUAGUGUUACGUGCUUCGAUAGGAUAUGCGGACACUACGUACAUAAAUGCUAGCUCGCUCAAGGGCUAUUUCUAUCCAUACGUUCUGGCUCAAGAUCCUGUGAGCGAGAAUACUGUAUUUGAUUUCUGGCGAAUGAUCUCGGAAUUAAAUGUAACGACAUUGGUUAUGCUGUCAAACGAGGAAGAUUGGAGCCCUUCUGAAAAGUACUGGCCCAGUGAACUGCACGGUACAGUUGUCUACGAGAGGUCGCCAUACAAUGUAAGCGUUCAACUGACUGGCGAGGAACAUUUCCCGUACUUUAUUGCACGAAAGCUUAGUUAUCGUAUGAAGGAGGAUACGGGUACUCGUAAUGUCGUGCAAUUUGCCUUCACUGCUUGGCCGUCAUCAAAUGUUGUGCCAACUUCCUCAGAGCCUCUUCUUUCACUUGUUGGCCGAGUUUUGGAACGACAAAGUGGAUUGCCUGAUUCAGGUCCUAUUGUGUUGCACUGCAGGAAUGGAUCUUCUGAGACGGGUGUUUAUUGCUGCAUUUCACUGCUACUGGAGCGAUUGAAAGCUGAGCAACGAAUAGACGUUUUCCAAACGGUGAAAGGUCUCCAAAAUCAACGGCCGCUUGUUUUCUCUAGAUUGGAGCACUACGCGUUCUGCUAUCAGGCUGUAAUCGAUUACAUCAGGUCUUCUCGAUAG